UCUACUUAGUUAGAUAUAAACAUUCGUAAGGAGUACAUGUGCACAGCGGAUUAACAUUAAUUAUAAUUUUUAUUGUUGUUUGUUUAAUUAAUAACAAUAAUAGGUGUAGUGCGUAGUGCGCGAGGCCAGUGUCGCGUGAGAGCUUGUAACCGCGAGAGUUUUGGCGUGUACGCGUCCGCUGUGGAGCUAAGCCCCCCAACAAGCCCGGCAAGUCGAGUCUCGUGUGUCCGCUGAUCCGGCUUAAACGUCACGCUCGAUCCGCUCCGGCAGUCGAUCAGCUGUUCUAAUCCUCCUCCCGCGGGUGUUUCUGUUUCUGCGCGGUCCCAAGGAUCGUCCAUCGAUCGGACCCUGUGUUCUGUGUCACGAAUCGACGGCAGUCCACCAACAAGCCGUGGUACGCAUUAACUUGGAUAAGCCAGCAUGUUUAGGCUGCAGUGAAGGUGUGUGAACACGAUCAAUUAAUCCACCGAAGCGGAACAAACCGAUCGCUAUGACCCAAGUGCAGUGCCAAUUACACAAAUCAAUGAAUGGGCCAUCCGUGUGAAGCGAGUGAUAUUUGAUGACACCUUUUGGAGUUCAGUGCAGAAGUGUCACAGCUAGAAACGGGUUGCCGGUUGGUACCUGAACCCUGAAGUGCUAUUGAAGUAAGAGUGCGUUGCCGACGUCCAGUGUACGCUAGCAAGUGCGAAAAGUCAGUGUGAUUUAGUGCGUUUUUACGGAACAAAACCCCAGUGCGAGAGUUGAUCAUUAGUUUCGUGGCCACCAGUGAGAAGAAAUAGCCGUUACAAUUUUUCCCUUCGGAGAGCUGCACUCGUCGUCGAUCGGGAGCCCCGGAAAUCCUACAGCACCAGCACCGCCGCCUGCCAUCAUCGGCCCCUCAGACCAGCAGCAGCAAAAAAUUAGCACCGUGGCGCUCCAUUCGACCGAGGCCCUGAUGGCGGGCUUUCUCAAGUCGACCGAUCUCGGUCCGCACGGUCCGCACGGAUAUGGCAGUUCGCAUCACCCGCACCAUGCCCAUCCGCACGGACCGUUGCCGCCCGGAAUGCCUAUGACAUCGCUUGCCCCGUUCGGCUUGCCCCACGGGCUCGAUGCUGUAGGAUUCCCGCAAGGUAUGUGGGGAGUCAACCCACGAAAGCAGCGGCGAGAGCGGACAACAUUCACCCGAUCCCAGCUGGACGUUCUGGAGUCGCUGUUUACGAAAACGCGCUACCCGGACAUCUUUAUGCGCGAGGAAGUUGCAAUGAAGAUCAACCUGCCCGAGUCACGAGUACAGGUAUGGUUUAAGAACCGGCGGGCCAAAUGCCGUCAGCAGCAGCAACACAUGACCUCCUCGAACCUCAACAGCAGCAAAACGUCCAGCAGUUCGUCCAGUUCGUCCACGCGGCAAUCCGGAGCCGGAACCGGUUCAUCAUCGUCAUCAAACAACAAUAACAACGCAACAGCCACCGGUGCCAGUAGUAAUAAGACUUCGUCGAUCGCCAACGCGAACAAUAAGCCCACGAUCAAACACACGCCCAUGAACAGCCACAAUAGCGCGUCUAGCAGUGGGGGCGGAGCAAACGGCAGCAAUACUGGCCCGAGCAAUCAUUCAAACAGUCACAAUGGUGCUAGUCUAGGAAUAACCCACAGUAAUGCCUCACCGAUCCUUCCCAUUACGCCCUCGACCUCGGUGAGUCCACCAAUCAAUGUGAUCUGUAAAAAGGAACAACCGUCCUUUCACCACGGCGGCAACAACGACUCCAUGAAGGCGGCCUCCGGUUACGAUCUUCUGAAAGAUCCCGAGAUGAGCCUAUCCCACCACACGCCGGCCUACGUGAACAUCAACUCUCGGUUAGGUCAGUCACAGGGUUCCGGCGGCAAUGGAGUAUCGAGCGGGCCUUCCGCCGGCAAUCUAACGCCUCUGGGUUCAAACUCUUCGAUAAUGACCACUCCUUCACCUCCAAUCACCCCGCAAACCUCACACAACCCCCUGUCGUAUAUGCCAAACCACGAGUCAUACAACUUUUGGCACAACCAGUACCAGCAGUACCCAAACAACUACAACACGCCAUCCUACUACAGCCAGAUGGAUUAUUUCCAGAACCAGAACCAGAGCAACUACAACAUGGGCCACUCCGGCUACACGACAUCGGCCAACUUUGGACUGGCGUCGACUUCGGCCCUCACCGGUCCUAUGGGCGGGCAGGCGUUCAGUUCCAACGGACUAGAUUACAUGAACCCACAGGACAAAUAUGUAAAUGGUAUGGUGUAAGCGGGUCCGCGGUUGCCAAUCAUAAGUUCUCAUAUCACGCGACAACGAUUAAGCAUUGGGGGACAAUUGUUGCCUUAGUUUUAUUUUCUUUGCUAAGUCUUCAAGCGCUGAUGGCUGAAUGGGGAAGGGCUGCUUAUGGUUUGGGUAAACCAUUUUUAUUGUCCAUCUAGAGUGGUUUUAGGAUCUCUUGAAAGACGAGAUUCGCAAAAAGGAAAACUGAAUGCUUCGAAGUUGGUAAAUGUGCACCUGAAAAUAAAACUCCCAUUGUUUUAAAUAGUCUAUCUCAAUAAAAUUGAGUGAACAACUUCGACUAUUUCCAUAAUCUUAAUUAUUUAUUACCUUCGCUCUUCGGUAGAUUCGAAACUUUAUUAUUUGUGUUACACAAUUGGACUUACAUUUUCUUGUUAUGAUGUACAAUCUCGUCCAAAUCCACGAUUAGACGAAAAGCUCUUCCUUCCCCAAAGCUUUGCAGCCGCAAUCAGUCGUAACAUCCCUGAACCACAACCCCCGCAAAAGCUGGUCUAGCUUCGAUCCCGCCAGUCUGCUCGCAACCAUAUCAAACCUAUGCGAAUCAUCCGGUUCGUUACCGAGUUUUGUUUACUGUUAUGUGCUACACCGUUUGAGCUGAGCCUCCUCGGCUCAAACGGAAACCAUUAUUUAUUCAUUAGGCUGCCAUAGGACGGUCGAACGAGGCGAAACAAUGAAGUGAAAUAGCGUAAGUUUCUCGCAAAAGUUCGCAUCUAGUGUAAAAAGAAUUAUAGUGAAUCAAUCAAAAUUGAGAGGAAGAAUCGAUAUCAAAUUGUUCAUAUCAGUAUUUUUUGAUAGGAUCAAAAAAAGAACGCAAGUAUUUAAAACGAGAGGAGAGAAACAAAAAAAAACAUACAUCGAUUUGCAAGCGCCAAAUGUGUUAAAAAUUCACUUAUAAAAGAAUUUGAACAGUGCAAAAGUUUAUCGAAGAAGGCGGUGUGUCCAUCUGUGGAGCUCGGCCUGCUUGAAGCAAUUCCUGCACCACACCCCCGGGACGGGAACGAAACCGUGCAGGUAAACUGAUAUUAAAAAUGCUCACUCGUAUGUAGGGUAGUUAAGGAAUCGCUGAAUUUACAACGGUGAGAUAAAUUGUGCAAUUUAUGUUCGAAAAAGUAAUACAAAAAAAAAACUGAAACGAAAGGGGGCGCUUACCAGCGGGCAUGAUUCUGUGUGAUAAGUACUCGCGUAUUCUCGUUUCCUCUCGCCAUCUAGCCAGAAAUACUCAAGCAAGACUUGAUUCGUUUUAUUAAUGUUUACUGAAAAGAUAUUUUUUUCAGUCGAUUUUUUAUUUAAGACCUACCGUUUCCGAAGAGCUGCUGAAAUGGAAAGCAAAAUGGAAACCACGAUAAGAGUUAGGUAAAACAUAAGAUUACACGAAUAAAUGCAAAUUCAAAAUGCUACAUAGUUGUACAUGGAUCGCUGACUUAGAGAUAAUGUAAGCAAAUGCGCUCUUCCGUUCCCUCGGGAGAUCGCCAACAAGAGGUUAUCGAAUCACGAAAGAUGUAAAAAAAAACAGAACAAAGGCAACAUAAUGGUUAUGUGUCGAGUAAAUGAUUGCUAAUUAAUGGAUAAUUAAGUAACUGAUCAGAUAAUCUCCUAUUGUACAUAGUAAAUCGAAAUAUUAUAUGAUUAUAUUAUCUCAAAGUAAUAAAAAAUAUGAAAGUAUAUUAAA
Messenger RNA from Armigeres subalbatus, 3950 nucleotides. It is a transcript of the gene oc, whose product is annotated as homeotic protein ocelliless. Gene Ontology annotation, biological process: regulation of transcription by RNA polymerase II. Lineage: Eukaryota; Metazoa; Arthropoda; Insecta; Diptera; Culicidae. Gene Ontology annotation, cellular component: nucleus. The transcript is spliced from 4 exons. The coding region runs from base 935 to 2251 and encodes 438 amino acids. Gene Ontology annotation, molecular function: RNA polymerase II cis-regulatory region sequence-specific DNA binding; DNA-binding transcription factor activity, RNA polymerase II-specific. The record is from RefSeq and is a predicted model, not a curated record.